AUUUAAACCCCUUAUAAAGACAAUGGGGAUAGUUCCAGGGUUAUUCUCUUCGUUCCGCAUUCGGGCAGCUCGCCUGCCAAAGGGUUUCCCCGGAGCAAGAAAGAUAACUUCCACUGCGCACAGGUUCGCAGACAAAAGAGAUCAAGAGUCAUCCCAACCAAAUCAGGCAAAUGGUGCAUCAAGCCCGUCACAGGACAAGCGCAAACAAUACAAAGCCAAAAGCGUGGCUCAAGCAGACCAAGAGCUCCGCGAGCGGCUUGAGCAAAUGUCCGGUGGAGGUGGUGCGGCAGGAAUUGAGUAUGAGGAUGGCAAGCCUAAUGCCAUGAAACGCAGCGUCCGAAAUAACAUGUUCCGCUAUAUCUGAUUGAGUGCCAGCCGGGCAAUUAGCUACAAAGUAUGCCUCCUAAGAAGAGCCUGCGCGGAGCGGACUCAUGCCUUACGAUCAACCGAUACCUCUUGUCAGACUUCUGGCACAACCCUAAGACUUCUUCGAAUGAAGAAGCUAGCUGGCCCAGGAUUGAUUGAUAUGGACAGGUGGAAGUUGAUUCUAUCGAGCUUCCAGCCGGAUCAAGAUCCUUGUCAAUUGAUGACCGCAGGAAGGUCUGCCAUGAUGAACAAUCUCCGAAGAAACACGUAUAAAGGAUUUGCUCGAGUGUCUCAGUACGGAUGGAAUACUGUCAGGAUACACGUCAUAUUCUGUCAAUCUCUGAGUCCUGGUCCUAUAUAUGCUAGACAUAAAGCAGAUUAGGAAUAAAAACAG
Messenger RNA from Aspergillus ibericus CBS 121593, 760 nucleotides. RefSeq lists its product as uncharacterized. Lineage: Eukaryota; Fungi; Ascomycota; Eurotiomycetes; Eurotiales; Aspergillaceae. The transcript is spliced from 2 exons. The record is from RefSeq and is a predicted model, not a curated record. The coding region runs from base 23 to 364 and encodes 113 amino acids.